Molecule: messenger RNA, 3612 nt
Organism: Schistosoma rodhaini
Lineage: Eukaryota; Metazoa; Platyhelminthes; Trematoda; Strigeidida; Schistosomatidae
Source: the annotation of a GenBank genome assembly
AUGUCCAAAGAACAAGGUCAAGAUCGGAAUAUUGAUGAUAUUGAUUGUAAUAAUUCAACUUCUUCAGAUCGAUUGAGUAAAGCUAAAAUCAAUUCGACGAUAUCUAAAUCAAAAAAGAUUAUUGUUACGAAUAAGAAGUUGACAAUGUAUUUCGAUAAAAUGGUCGAGACGUUAAGUAAUAUUUCUGAUAUUAGAAAGAAGUCUGAUGAAAUAAAUGUAUCACAGAAUGAAGAAAGAACUGAGAGUCAGAGCAUUGAAAGGCAACUUGAUGAAACCAUCAUGACUAAAUUUAGCAUUAGUUCUGUCACUACUAACAGUAACAAUAGUAGCAUUGAUUGUCGUACUGAAAUUAAAAGUUGUGGUGAUGAUGAUAAUGUGUAUCACAAUCAGAUCAAGAAUGAAGCAACAAGCAAGCAUUGCCAACACCAACAUCAAAAUAAUCACCAUCAAAGCGAAAUUAAUGCAACAAAUGAAGAAAUUCUAGUUUCACCGAGUAGUCUCACAUGUCAAUCCAGCAGUUUUUCUCAUUUAAAUACAUCACCUCCAAUGUCAUAUGGUGAUGAAUUGAAUUCCAUUCCUGUAACCAGUUCAAUAGAUGAUUUACUUAGUUUAGAUCAAUAUGAUCAAGAUGACGGUAUAUUGAAGGAUUUUUCAUCACAAAAUCAGUAUUCCAUUGAUCGAACAACUAAUUCAAGUUUGGAAAGAUGGUUAUCACAAUCUGAAUUAUUAAGGUGCAAUACGAGAGUAAAACAGCAUUUUCCAAGAGAUGGUUAUUUCUGGUCAGUUGCAUUAUUUAUCAAACUUGGUGCCAAAUUAGUCCCCACUAGCCCAAAAGGUAAAACUAAUCCAUACGUAAAAAUUAAGCACAAUGGAAGUGUGUUAGCUAGAAGUCGGAUGAUUCCAAAUAGUUGUAAUCCUGUAUGGGAUGAAAAAUUUUGGUUUCGUUUAUGGAGCUUAGAUAUGCCAAUAGAGUUGAAAGUCUAUCAUCGUGAUCCAUUUAAAAAAGAUUCAUACAUUGGUCGAACACAAUUUGGCCUAGUAGAGUUAGAUUUAGACAAAGAAUAUGAAUUUAUAUCAAAAUUAGAAAAUGAUCUAAUGAAAACUGUUAAUUCAGGUGAAAUCAAAUUCUAUGUAACAUUAAGUGAAAUUAGUGAAACAUUUAUUGAUAAUUCAGAGUGUAAAAAGUUGAAAAAGAAAAUGAAAGAAGAAAAAUCACGUGUAUUUGCUACGGAAUUCUCAUCACAACUACCUGGCACAAAUUCAUCAACGCUCAUUCAAUCUGAUAAUUAUUCUGUAGCAGAAAAUAUUGGCGUACCAAUUGUACGUUCAGGAAUUAUUAAUAAUUCAGUUACAAGUUCUCAGCAAUCUAAUCCACAAUCUAAUCAAUCAAUCCAUGAUUCAACAGAAAUCGUGGAUUCUACAGAAGAUUUACAAAAUGAUGAUGGGCAACCAAAUUUAUCAAAACAAGGAGACAAAUCGUUACAAAAUCGUAUUGAAGACAACUGGACGGAACGAAACCAAUCUUUACUACCUCAGCCUAUAUGGCCGUAUAAUUUUUACGAAGGUACUAGCCUAGAGUUGUACACUAGCAAAUGUCAAGGUGAUACAAAUGAAAGUAUUGAUAAACUAUAUACAUUGAAUAAUGAAAUACAAAUGGAGAGUUUGUUUCAACAAUCCCGUUUAAUAAUUACGUUGGUCGGUGCAAAAAAUUUAAAAGUUCGAACUAAACUAAAGAACGUUGUUCCUGUCAGUGAAGCCGAUAGUUCUAAGACACUACGUGGUCGAUCAACAAGAAGCCAUUCAGAUCAUACACUAAAUGGUUUAGAUGAAGAAAAAAACAAUUUACCUUGUCCAACAGCAUUUUUAACUGUUGGAACCAAAACACAUCAAAGUAAAGUUGCAAUGCAUACAAGAAAUCCAUUAUGGAAUGAACGAUUUGAAUUUCGUGUUCGUCCUGGAAUGAGAACAGUACUUCAAUGUGAAGUAUUUGAUGAUUCACAUCAAAAUACCAAUCUACUCGGUCGAUUUUAUUUAGAUUUUUCAAAAAUUGUCCUAGAUUGGACAACAUGUUUCAAAUUGAAUAAUCAGGAUGGUCGAGGUCAUGGUGAAAUACAUAUUUUAGCUACAAUGACCGGAUUAUUUCCAAUUUCCAAUUCCACUAUUCCUAGAACAUUUUCAUCAGAUCAGUUGAAAUUAGAAACUGAUUCAAUUUAUGGUGAUUUAUCAAAAGAAUCUGUCUCGAAAACCACAUUAGAUCAAGUAGCUGAAUAUUAUAAAGUCAGAAAUGCACUUCGAAAAUGGUCGGAUGUCGGCUGGUUACAUGUUGUUGUAAAUAGAGCGUCUAAUUUGCCAGCAAAAGAUCGGAGUGGAAAAUCUAAUGUUUUCUGUGAAAUACGACUUGUUAAUCGAGUUGUACGAACAUUCACAGCACAGAAGAAUGCUAAUCCUAUAUGGAAUCAGGCAUUUGUAUUUCCAAUUGAAGAUAUGUAUUCUGUCUUGGAAGUAUAUAUCUAUGAAGAAGGUAAAGAAUCAUCUGAAUUGAUAGGAUGUAUUUCAUUUCCACUUAUACAACUUGUUAAUCGUCGACAGAAAUGGUAUGCAUUAAAAGAUAAAUCAUUGACAACAUUAGCUAAAGGUUCUAUUCUACUACAAACCAUUAUUAUUUUCAAUCCUCUUAAAGCUUCAAUCCGUGCAUUAUAUCCUAAAGAAAAACGUCUAUUUGUUGAAGAUAGUAAAGUUAAACUAAGAGAUUUUACAAAGAAGCAUUUACCUCUCUUACAACGCAAUAUUGAUCGUCUUACACCGUAUAUAGAUCAUAUAAAAAAAAGUGGACAAACUUUUCAUAAACUUUAUUCAUGGGAAAGACCAUUUGUAUCAUUAAUCAGUUUGAUAAUUUUUGAAUUGGCUGUUUUAUUUUUUCAACCAUACAUGAUUGGUUUCUUCUUGGCUUUAUUUAUGAUCAUUAUGUUGAUUGUCCCAAGGAUAUAUUCCACUUCAUCAUCAUUAUUUUCCCCAACAUCAAUAAAUUUCUUCCGAUUCUCUAGAUCUAAAGAUUCAGAUAGCGAGGAGAACGAAGACGAUCAAGACAUCAUUGAUCCAGAGAUUUAUGGUGACUACUCUGAUAUGGAUGAUGAAGAUGAAGCAAUUUUGAAGAGAAAGAAAGAUAAAAAAUCUAGUUUAACAGCAAAGCUAAAUAAGCUUCGUUCUGUACUCGGAACAUUGCAAGAUAUUGCUGAGUCGAUAACAUCAUUCCUCGAACGACUGAAUUAUUUAUGCAGAUGGAGAUAUCCUUCGUUAAGUUGUUUAUUCUUGGUGACUAUUUUAAUUAUUUCAAUAAUCCUCUAUUUCAUACCUUUACGAUAUAUUAUUUUUGGAUAUACUCUGAAAAAGUUCACACGUAAAAUGCGCAAUCAACAAAGACCAUCUACUACAUUAUUUUUCGGUAUUUUAAAUAGAGUUCCUAGUAGAAUGGAGAAGAUUUAUUACAGAGAACUAAGACCUUUGUCUACUCCACCAGCUGAAAUAAAACAAUCAAAUCUGUUAUUAACUGCCAAAGUAGGAGGAGUACAAGUUUAUUCAGUAACGAAUGGUUAUCAAAGUAAUGUGGAAUGA